AUGGUCUAUGUCCGUUACCAGCUUCUGGUUCAGAUGUUGCCUUUAUUGCAGGUUUGUGAUGCUAGUAAAAGGCUUCUGGGCCGUCCAGUUGUCAAAAAGGAAAUUCUCGAAGUCCGACAUGUCAAAUCCAUUGUGGAUAAGUUUGCUCAGUUAGGAGCUAGUCUUUCAGACCUCCAAGUUGCCGUGCUCAUUGUGGUAGGUUUUGCGGGUUUUCUUCGCUGGAGCGACCUUAGUGUCAUCAAAGUGGAGGAUGUGGUCUUCUAUGACUCACACAUGGAUGUUGUGUUGCCAAAGCGUAAGAAUGACCAGCGUAGAAGUGGUAGUGCUAUUAGUAUAGCAAGUACAGGGUCUGUAUAUUGUCCUGUCUCACUUACAAGGAGAUUUAUUUUACGUGCUGGUCUGCUAUCCGGACCACUUUUUCGCGAGUGUGUAUCUCGUGGGGUUGUUAAAUCUUUGUCGUCAAAGGCUCUUAGUUAUGCAUCAGCCAGGUCCCAGGUCCUUUCUGCCUUCACUGCUAUUGGUUUGGAUGCAAAGAAGUUUGGGCUUCAUAGCCUCAGAGCUGGAGGUGCUUCUGCGGCAGCCAGAGCUGGAAUUCCAGGGAGGCUGAUUUCCUCACAUGGGGGCUGGAAGUCAGAUGUCUCGCGCAAUGGAUACAUCAAGGAUUGCAAGGAUUCAAUUCUGGCAGUAUCAAAGUCCUUGAAGCUGUAG
Molecule: messenger RNA, 708 nt
Organism: Exaiptasia diaphana
Lineage: Eukaryota; Metazoa; Cnidaria; Anthozoa; Actiniaria; Aiptasiidae
Exons: 2
Coding region: 1-708 (235 amino acids)
Biological process (GO): DNA integration; DNA recombination
Molecular function (GO): DNA binding
Source: RefSeq, a predicted model, not a curated record